Perca fluviatilis (European perch) is the source of this 661-nucleotide messenger RNA. RefSeq names its product elongin-B-like. The coding region runs from base 129 to 488 and encodes 119 amino acids. Gene Ontology annotation, cellular component: elongin complex; VCB complex. NCBI's taxonomy places the organism in Eukaryota, Metazoa, Chordata, Actinopteri, Perciformes, Percidae. Gene Ontology annotation, molecular function: protein binding. The transcript is spliced from 4 exons. Gene Ontology annotation, biological process: transcription elongation by RNA polymerase II. The record is from RefSeq and is a predicted model, not a curated record.
CUGCGUACCUGCCUUUCGUGAAUACAGAAUGCUUAUCUGGAUUGCGCAAUAUCCGCAAGCGGUGCAGUCUGGGGUUCUGCUGCACAACAGAGGGCUGGCGCAACUGGCUAGCUAGCUGACCACUUGAAAUGGACGUGUUCUUAAUGAUCCGGCGUCACAAGACCACAAUCUUCACAGAUGCCAAGGAGUCUACCACUGUGUAUGAGCUAAAGCGUAUUGUUGAAGGAAUCCUUAAGAGAGCACCUGAAGACCAGAGGCUGUACAAAGAUGACCAGUCGCUAGAGGACAGCAAAACUCUUGGUGACUGUGGAUUUACCAACCAGACUGCCAGACCUCAAGCCCCAGCUACAAUUGGUCUGGCCUUCCGCAUUAAUGAUGACCUGUUCGAACAGCUGCACAUCGAGGCCUUCUCCAGCCCCCCAGAACUCCCUGAUGUGAUGAAGCCUCAGGACUCCGGUAGCACUGCCAAUGAACAGGCUGUGCAGUGAUAACAUGGAGAGGAAACGAGCAAUGGAGGAAAGGAUGGAAGUGUGUGUGUGUGGAUUAACUGCAGUGGAGAAGUAGCGGGUUGGAGAAUAUGUAAUAUAAUUUGUUGGAUGGGGACAUUAUAGGUAACCAAGCCUAUCCAUGUUACCUUCAUGCUAUCAUCCCAGCAAACUCU